AUGGAAUCAGUUUCUUUUUCCUACACCACUCGUUCUAGUUAUUCCAACUUUUCAAAUGUCCACUCUAAUGCUGUUUCCAUUGUUCAAGAAGGUGUAGCAGCGGCUGCCUACAGUUUCCGCACUGCUAUCAACAUUGUUAUUUUACCCAUCCUUUGCGUAAUGGGUCUGGCAGGAAAUAUCAUCAACAUCAUCGUCUUGAGACGCUACGGCUUCAAAGAUACCAACAUCAUGCUUCUGGCUUCCUUGUCCUUCAACGACCUCGUCCUGACACUCCUCCACACCAUCAUCAAGGCCGGAGACAUCAUCAAGCUAGUGGAUGUGGAGGCGGCCCUCCGCGUUAUCGCUUUCUCGGCCAUUUACCUCAACGCACCACAUCAGAUACUGGUGGCCAUCAACGUCUGCCACGUGACAACAAUAGCAGUCGAGCGCGCCAUCGCUGUUUGCUUUCCUUUCCAAGCAUCAAGGCUGUUCACUGCACAUAGAAUAAAGUGGAGCAUUUUUGUUAUCUAUGUUUUCCCAUUCUCCAUGCUCACCCCGGCAUUCUUUCUGUACGAGCAUCAAUGGAUCUACAGCCCGAAAUUGAAUAUAAGCAUAGCCAUCGCUGUGGAGACCCAGUUUUAUACGACUAACAAGGAAUCCAUCCUCAUCUACCUCUCCGUGGUUGCGGGCAAUCUAUUUUCAACAGUAGUCCCUCUUGUUAUUAUCGCCUCUUGUGUUAUCGUGAUGUUGAAGCUUCUCCAGAGGCGGUUCAGUUUUCCGGACAAGACUUCCGGUAAAAAGGGGUUGGGGCAAAAAGGGAUGAAGAUGUUAUUCUCCGUAUGUGUGGCGACGAUUCUGAUUUCGGUCCCAGGCAUCAUUCUGUUGAACUACUGCUCCUUCUCUCACUUGACCUCUGGCGACUUGUAUGAUCUUCUGAUGGAUACCAGCCGGAUGCUUUGUCAGCUUCACGCGUCUACAAACUUUAUCAUCUACGUCACAAUGAGCAAUAAGUUUUAUAAAGCAUAUAAAGAUUUGUUGGGCUGUUCCGGUGAAAUAAAAAAAUAA
This is a messenger RNA of Biomphalaria glabrata, 1044 nucleotides long. RefSeq names its product probable G-protein coupled receptor B0563.6. The transcript has a single exon. The record is from RefSeq and is a predicted model, not a curated record. Gene Ontology annotation, biological process: G protein-coupled receptor signaling pathway. The coding region runs from base 1 to 1044 and encodes 347 amino acids. NCBI's taxonomy places the organism in Eukaryota, Metazoa, Mollusca, Gastropoda, Planorbidae. Gene Ontology annotation, cellular component: plasma membrane. Gene Ontology annotation, molecular function: G protein-coupled receptor activity.